Messenger RNA from Ostrinia furnacalis (Asian corn borer), 837 nucleotides. RefSeq lists its product as uncharacterized. The record is from RefSeq and is a predicted model, not a curated record. Bases 152 to 499 code for a protein of 115 amino acids. Lineage: Eukaryota; Metazoa; Arthropoda; Insecta; Lepidoptera; Crambidae. The transcript is spliced from 2 exons.
UUUCUGAGUAAAACGGAACGAAUUGAUUUUUAUUUUUUAUAUGUUGGUAAACUUGAUGCCAAUAGCUGUCAAAAUAUAUUUUUGACGUUUAACAAUUGGCGCCAAUUUCAGUGUAGUUCGAGUGUAAUUGCGGCAAUUUUUAACCAAAAAAAUGUCUCGUCGUAAAAUUUUGUCUGCAAAUGAAAUUAUUUCGCACCUGGAGGAUGAAACGGACGUUUUAGCGGCAGAUAUUUUUAUCACCCCACCAGAAAAUUAUGAUAAAAGUGACGAAGACAGUGGUGAUGAGGAGUCGGCCCAUAUAAAUAAUUUGUCAAGGCACCAACUGUUGGCAGAAGCUGAAAUUCGGGCUACCGUUGCUUCAAAUACCGGUAUUUAUAUUGAAGACAGUUUAUUUGACCAUCAACCUCUCGAACCCGUACCCAGCACCUCGUCAGUAAACCCACCGCCGACGAAAAAAAGGCGCGCUCCUGCAUCUAGACGUUGCUUGGAGGGCUAUUGAUAUUACAGAAAAACAGGAAAAAUAUACUAAUUUACCUAGUUUUUUAGAAGAUUUUGAAACGCCAAUACAGUUCUUCGAAUUGUUUUUUGAUGACGAGGUGUUUGAGUUAUUGCGUUCAGAAACAGAAAAAAACGCAAUUCAGAAAGGCAAGCAUGGUUUUAGGGUGUCGCUGACUGAAAUGAAACAUUUUAUCGGAAUACUGUUAUUGUCAGGGUAUAACAGCGUGCUAAGGUACCGUAUGUAUUGGGAACAGCAAGUUGAUUGAAGCUUUCAAGCCGUGGCAUCGCUCAUGUCAAGAAACAGAUUUGAAGACUUACUUCGUUACUUUCAUGUCGCUG